Messenger RNA from Engraulis encrasicolus (European anchovy), 732 nucleotides. RefSeq lists its product as uncharacterized. Lineage: Eukaryota; Metazoa; Chordata; Actinopteri; Clupeiformes; Engraulidae. The record is from RefSeq and is a predicted model, not a curated record. Bases 43 to 702 code for a protein of 219 amino acids. The transcript has 4 exons.
AGACGUUUCUACGUUAUUGUCUACGUGAUGCGUGCAGGGUAAAUGAACAGAAUAAAAUCUGCUCACAAACAUGCUUAUAGAAAGUCUUCAGGGGUGCACAAAGAUGAAGGGCGCUUAAAAAGAAGAAUGGCGACUGAAGGUGUCCCUCGGCAUGCGGUCACAAUAUCCAUCACAGCUGAUGGGGGGAGUUCUGUGUCAGUACCAGUCCUCACUGACAACGACAUCAAUGGGGGUGUCUCAAGGACGACCACUGGCCCUGCAUGUCCAUCAAGCAGAGAAGCAUUGAAAGAGACAGACCCCAUAGCAGUGGCGAGCUCUGAAAAGACAUCCAGAAGAGAAGUUAGGGGCCAGAUAGUGUCAGCAAAGGUGUCUCUGGAGCGUGUGUGUAUCAACUGCAGGUCUCCACUGUACCACUGCAAUACAUCACAGCUGUCUGCCCUCCCAAAGUGUCGUAAGUGUGGCCAUGCCGUGGUGUACAGGGAGAUGCCUCAAACUGUGACCGCUGACAUCACUCUGAAGACCACAACAGCGUCUGAGCCAGUGCUGCCUCUCUCUCUGUCUCACAGCCUUAUGCAGCGGCUAGUUCCUCUUGAUCACACAGGGUGCCUCCAGAAAGAACUGGUAGAACAGCAGCUGUUGGAGAUGAAUGUGAGUUUGUUGGUGGAGGAUCAGGAAGUCAUCGAUAUCUGUGGUAGAACAUGAGGAUUAAAUAAACAUAUAAUAGGCCUUUAA